AUGGUGAGGAGAUUCGGUUCUUAUUCUCCCGAAGCAUUAUCUCCCGAAACCUUCGCCAUAGAUUUACGAAGCACUCAGCUGCUCCGCAAGAAGGGCAAAAGAGCGGAGGGACGACGGAAAUCCGCGAGCGGAACGCUUUUAUACCACGCUUCACCAGCAGAGGGCGCAAGUGCCACUGCUAUUGUGUUGAAGACCAUGCUUAUUCUACACAUGCAGAAAAUGAGAAAUUAUUUGGAGAACCAGCUGGAAAGGCACUACGGAAUUACUUCUCCCAUUAGUUUGGCACCACCAAGGGAAAUAGAUUAUAUCUAUACGCAGAAAUUGAUUGAAGCCCUGAAGCCUUUUGGUGUAUUUGAAGAGGAGGAAGAGCUGAAUUGCAGGUUAGCUGUUCUCAGCAAACUAAAUAACUUGGUUAAAGGGUGGAUUACAGAAGUUGCUGCAAAUAAGAAUCUGCCAUCAUCAGUCUCAUCCAGAGCUGGUGGCAAAAUAUUCACAUUUGGUUCCUAUCGGCUUGGAGUCCACACCAAAGGUGCUGAUAUAGACGCGCUCUGUGUAGCCCCUAGACAUGUAGAAAGAUCAGACUUCUUCCAGUCAUUUUUUGAAAAGUUGAAACUCCAAGAUGGAAUCAGAAAUCUGAGAGCAGUAGAAGAUGCAUAUGUACCAGUGAUCAAGUUUGAAUUUGAUGGUAUUGAGAUUGACCUUGUGUUUGCAAGACUACCACUGCCAAGCAUUUCAGAUAGCCUGGACCUUCGAGAUGAUGCACAUCUGAGAACCCUUGAUAUCAGAUGUAUUCGGAGUUUAAAUGGUUGCAGAGUCACUGAUGAAAUACUUCAUUUGGUACCAAACAAGGAGAACUUCAGGCUGACACUCAGAGCAAUUAAACUGUGGGCUAAACGGCGUGGAAUUUAUUCCAACAUGCUGGGAUUCCUUGGUGGUGUUUCUUGGGCCAUGCUGGUGGCGAGGACCUGUCAGUUGUAUCCAAAUGCUUUGGCAUCAACCCUCGUUCACAGAUUCUUCUUAGUUUUUUCAAAGUGGGAAUGGCCCAAUCCUGUCUUGCUGAAACAACCUGAAGAGAGCAAUCUCAACUUGCCUGUCUGGGACCCCAGGGUAAAUCCAGCUGACCGGUAUCAUCUGAUGCCCAUCAUCACUCCAGCCUACCCACAGCAGAACUCCACAUAUAAUGUGUCCACAUCAACCCGAGCAGUCAUGGUAGAAGAAUUCAAAUAUGGUCUCAUGGUUACAGAUGAAAUUCUUCAAGGAAAAUCGGAUUGGCCAAAGCUGCUUGAGCCACCCAACUUUUUUCAAAAGUAUAAGCAUUAUAUUGUAUUGACUGCUGUUUCUUCAACCGAAGAACAUCAUUUGGAAUGGGUUGGCUUGGUGGAGUCUAAAAUCCGUGUGCUUGUUGGACAUUUGGAGAGGAAUGAAUUUAUUACCCUUGCCCAUGUAAAUCCACAGUCCUUCAGUGGGAACAGGGAUCACUACAAAGAGAGUGACUAUGUGUCAAUGUGGUUUCUGGGAAUAAUUUUUAAGAAACUGGAGAACACCGAGAGUGUAAGCAUUGACUUAACCUAUGAUAUCCAGUCAUUCACAGAUACAGUUUAUAGGCAGGCAAACAAUAUCAACAUGUUGAAAGAAGGCAUGAAGAUUGAAGCUACUCAUGUGAGGAAGAAACAACUCCAUUAUUACUUGCCAGCAGACAUCUUGCAGAAGAGGAAAAAGAGCGUGCCUGAUCUUGGUGGACCUGCUUGUGGGGUUGUGUUGAAAAGGACAAUGGUAAAUGAUAGCUGUUUGGACGCUUACAGCAAUGCAGAAGUUACCACACAGUGCAAAACUGUUCCGUCAUUCAGCAACGUGGUGGAAUAUUGCAGCAAAUCUUCUUCAAAAGAAAUAGAAAGGUCUGGGGACCUUCAAAAACCUACUAUAUUUGAAAGGCAAGAGAAGCCAUGGACCAUCACUCGGUCAGUGAUGUCUGUGCCAGACUUGGAUCUUACAACUACAGUGGACACAGCAUUGCCUUUAAGUUCCUGUAGUGUCUCCAUGGCUAUAGAGCAAAAUAGGAUUCCUCCGAUUAUUGCCCCUGCUUCUGCCCAUUCCCAGGAACACCUGGAUGGAAUAGGUUCUGUUAAAAAUAACUCUGCGCAUAAGAGAGGUCACUCACCAGCCUCUGGAGAUUGUUUUAAGCGGCUGAAAGAUGUAGACAAGCACAGCCUUGAAGACACCAUGACUCUUCCAACUUUUCAUACACAAAGAUCACAGCGGCUUUCUAGUAAAGAAUUGCCAGAUUCAUCUUCUCCAAUUCCAGCAAGUGGCAUGGUCCGCGUUGUUAAAAACUCCAUCAGACUGACUCUUAAUCGAUAGCGGUGCUUUACCAGUCUUCCUAAAGUUACUGUAUCCAUAUUACUGUAGUAGCAAGCGACACCCAAAGUGUGAAGACAGAUACUGCAUCUAAAUGGUACAACACACAAUUUGCAUAUUGGUCCAUGUCAGCUCCAGUUUGGAUCUCGCAUAACAGAGCUGGGAAACUCCUCCACCCAACUUCCUGAAUAACUGCUCCAAGUUGGUGUCAAGACAGUGCUAAGUGGACCAAUAUCGGCAUUACGCGUAGCAUCCAUCCUUGUUUAAAAUGGGUUAAUCUUCUGUUGAUUUCUCUCUACAGGUUGUUACAUUGUCUUAAUUGUUGUAAAAAAUGUCAAGCUACUGUUCCUCCAAAAUUUGCGGUGUGUGGGUAUUCCUAUAAUUUAAGGUUUAUUCCCUUGGACUGGGCCUUUAUUUUCACUGUGCAGAUGCAUAGCUUUAUUUUAAGUCUUGUAUUUGAAUUAUUCUUCUUUCAGCAGAAAAUGUUUUUGUAUGGAAAAACCCCCCAAAAAUUUCUUUCCUUUAUUUUUCCUAAAGGGGUUGGCAUGCAGAGUACUUAGCCCUGGUGUAUUUCUGUUGUUAUCAAUGGCAUUACAGAGGUGCAGGUAGUCUGAAUCUCUCCCUUAAAUAUAUUAACACUGUUGUUCUUACCAGAAAAUCCACAACCAGUCUUGGUGGUAUGGAGGCUGGCUGGUGAUCUGUGUAGCAGGUUGCCAUAGGGGUUCUUUUAAAGUGGAAUAAUGCACAGGAGUAUGUGUUUAUAUAUUGGAGGUGCUUCUCCUUUAAAAAAUCCAUUUGGCACAUAUGUGGAUGUCCCAAAACAGCUGCUUCCCAUGGAGGCUCACAAAAGGAGAACCUAGAGCACAAUUUCAGCCAUUGUUCAGUUGCGUUAAAACCCUAUAAUAGUGAGAUGUCAAUUUAACUUUGAUUCUUCUCUCUACACAUCUAGCACCCCAAUUUUAAAUCAAUGGGAAUUAAAUAUACUUCAGGGUUUAGCUGGAUUGCAUGCUAAUCUAUAAAUAAAAAUUUAAAUAGACUUAUCUCUUCCACAAUACUGGAAUGCAAGAAAAGUGGUAUAUCACCUGAAUUUCAGAAUUGUUAGAGGGCAAUUGUAAAACCAUAGCUUGCAAUCCAACCUAUUUUUUCUUACAUGUUGAAAGAUCUGAAAAUUAUUUCCCAUAUUUUGGCUUGCCUUGGGAAUGAGUGCUCUUUAUCCUUCUGUGAACUGGAACUGGGAAUGCUGGGGUAGAAUCAUGAGUUUGUCAAAUUUGAAUUCUGUAGUUUUCUGAAGAACUGCACUAGAAUCGGUAUUGCCCACUAUAAGACCACUGGACUCUCUUCCAGAACCAUGCUGUCCUUCAGAGCCCAUGUCCUGAUAUGCCAGGAGCAAAUGCUGUUUUCAAAUCUUAAAUUUUGUAAUGUCUGUUUUUUGUAAUCAAAACCAAAAAAGUGUAUGCAGAGUAUUUUUGUAUGUACUGUAAAAAAAUUUUUCAAACAAA
Molecule: messenger RNA, 3854 nt
Organism: Candoia aspera
Lineage: Eukaryota; Metazoa; Chordata; Lepidosauria; Squamata; Candoiidae
Gene: PAPOLG
Product: poly(A) polymerase gamma
Exons: 23
Coding region: 1-2358 (785 amino acids)
Cellular component (GO): nucleus
Molecular function (GO): poly(A) RNA polymerase activity; RNA binding
Source: RefSeq, a predicted model, not a curated record